GGCAGCCUGCAUAUUAUAAAUACAGCACUGGGCAAGUCAGCCUACUCCCCCUGCCUCAAGUUCACCAAGAUAUAGAUCUAGAUCUAGAGCCUACUAAGCAUUUUAGUUUUAGAGUUGAAGUUGAACUACCAGUCUGCUGAGUCAACCAGCAUCAUUGUUUGUGGUUGGGCUCCUCAUUGACAUUGAAACAGGCAAGUUAAUGGGAGUCACAUUUUCAAAGACAGCUUAAACUGGCAAGGUGAAUACUUCAAUACACGUAAAUUUAACGAAAAAUGGGAUUAAUUGCCCACCAAUUUACCAAAAGACAUUGUGUACUGACUUGUUGGCAGAUAUAUCAUAGCUGUGCUAAGAUAAGAAACUUCCACAAAUCCUCAGACAGUUUAUGCUCAGUCGGUGUAGCAAACAAAUUCGUACCUGAAUGUAGGAACGUCUCAGAAGUGGACCUGCAAAAUUUGCAAGAGUUUCUGAAUACACACAGGAAUCUGUUCAUUCUAACAGGAGCAGGAAUUUCAACUGAAAGUGGUAUACCAGAUUACAGGUCGGAAGGAGUGGGGCUUUAUGCAACCAGUACCACUCGACCCGUACAAUAUGCAGAUUUUCUCAAAAGUGCAGAUAUUCGAAAGCGGUAUUGGGCUCGAAACUAUGUCGGCUGGCCAAGAUUUUCUUCCUUCCAACCAAAUGCGGCUCAUUACAUUCUCAGUGAUUGGGAGAGGAAGGGGCGAGUGCAUUGGUUGGUGACACAAAACGUUGAUGCCCUUCACUUCAAAGCCGGAUCGCAGCAUGUGACUGAACUCCACGGCAGCGCUCAUCGUGUUGUCUGUCUCUCUUGCUCGUUGAAACUCUCCAGACACUCUAUGCAGAAGAUGAUCAAGGAUCAAAAUCCUGGAUGGGUUGCUGAGGCGGAUGCUGUCCGGCCUGAUGGUGAUGUGAACCUCGAGUCAGAGAAAGUCAAAAGUUUUCAGGUCCCUCCGUGUCCCAGCUGCGGGGGUGUCUUGAAGCCAGAGAUUACAUUUUUUGGAGAUAACGUGCCCAAGGAUACUGUACAUUUUGUGCUGGACAAGAUGUUUAAAUCAGACGCCCUGCUUGUGAUUGGAUCUUCAUUAGAGGUCUACUCUGGUUUCCGAUUCAUCAACAGAGCUAGCAGUCAUGGUAUGGAGAUUGCUAUUCUGAAUAUCGGCGGCACACGGGGCGACAAGCAUGCCACCAUCAAAGUCAGUGGGAGAAUCGGAGAUGUGUUACAACAGCUCACAGUGUAAUGAAUUUCUUUAAUGUAUUUAUGAAUGUUUCUGCAAUAAGUUUGCUCAUAAUGCGUGUCAAGGGUUUCUCUUAAAACAGCUUUUCCAGAGAUCAGGAAACACUGUUUAACGUUACUACUACUUGUUGUUACUUCUCUGCUAGAACGGGUGUCAUUGGCCACAGCCGAAGCAGAAGUAUCUUAACCCUUAUUUCUUCAGUGUCACUAAAAAUAUAUUCUUCAUCUUCGAGCCCCGUAAAACCUUACUAAAACUUUUAAAAACUAAGCAGAUGCAUUGAUCAGACAUUGAUGGACGAAAUAUUGUUAUUGUUACCUGUUGUUACAUGUUCUCAGACAAAGAUGGAAUACAUUUUGGCUUAGUUAAUCAGUAUGGCUGUGAUACUCUUGAGUGAGAGAAUCGUACAUUUAUUGUUGGAAUAUUUAUCUCGAUAAUAAAUAAUGCGUUGCUAUUUUAAGAAAUGAA
This is a messenger RNA of Aplysia californica (California sea hare), 1718 nucleotides long. RefSeq names its product NAD-dependent protein lipoamidase sirtuin-4, mitochondrial. The coding region runs from base 273 to 1256 and encodes 327 amino acids. Lineage: Eukaryota; Metazoa; Mollusca; Gastropoda; Aplysiida; Aplysiidae. The transcript is spliced from 4 exons. The record is from RefSeq and is a predicted model, not a curated record. Gene Ontology annotation, molecular function: NAD-dependent protein lysine deacetylase activity; NAD+ binding.